AUGCAGAGCCUGCUGGUUUACCUGGCCCUGGGAGAAGCAGCCGGCGAUCCCUGGCCGGAGCAGUCUUGGGUCCAAAGUGCAGAUGUGCCUCUGGAGGAGGCGGUGCAGCGGGACAGCCCGGGGCCUCAGGACCAGCCCCCUUGUGGUCCCAGAGAGGAGCCCCUGCGAGACACUGAGUCAGGUGCAGGAACUGUGAGCAGAGCUCAUCAACACCUUCCUGAAGAAGGGCCUGCAAACCUGGAGCUGCUGAGGACUUCCUCAGGGAGGCUGGGGAAGAGGGGCUCCCUGAGCCCUGAGCUGAGCCGAUGGCAGAAGUGGCAGGGGAAGCUGGAGAAGCAGGCGGAGAGCAUGGAGCUUCGGGAGGCCUUUGAGGACGUGGCUGUGUAUUUCACACGGGAGGAGUGGGAGCUGCUGGAAGAUGCACAGAAGGGGCUUUACCGGGACCAGAUGCUGAGGAACUGGCGAGCCCUCGUUUCCCUGGGAUAUCGUGGUCUCACACCUGACUUAAUCUGCUGCAUUGUGCGAGGACAGGAGGAGCUCUGGGUCUGUGAUGAUGAGGACCGUGGGGACAUCUCAAAGUUGGAGGACCUGCUGCCAGGUGGUGCCUGCGUGCUGAGCAGAGUUGAGAAGCAGAGUCUUGAAGAAAGAUCUGCAAACCUGGAGCCUACCUGCACUUCCUCUGGGGGUUUGGUCGAGAUGGAGUCCCUGAGACCUGAGGAAGACCAAUGGCUCCAGAGCCAGGGGAGACCCCAAAAACAGAGGGAGAAUGUAGCUGUGAAGCAGAUGCCAUCUUUCCUUGGGCGUGAGAGUGGAGAAAGGACAGAGUCCAGAGAGAGCCCUGGGCCCAGGGAAGAAUUUGUGGAGAUGAAGAGUCAUGAGACAAAGUUGCACUGGAAAGAGACCCUGUGUCCGAACCAAGCCAGUGGGGAGGGCCUGAGGGGGAAACAGGACGUGCCCGCCAAGCCCAGGGGCAAAGCCCACCCCUACCCUGAGUGCCAGAAAAACUUUAGCUGCCCCUCACAUGGGGCUCUGCCACAUAGGUGCCCUGAGUGUGGGAAGAACUUCACCUGCUCCUCCCACCUGGCUGUGCACCAGUGCAUCCACAAAGUGAAGAGACCACAUCAGUGCUCUGAGUGUGGGAAGAGCUUCACCUAUUCCUCCCGACUGGCCCAGCACCAACGUAUUCACACUGGUGAGAAGCCUUAUCAGUGCUCUGAGUGUGGGAAGAGCUUCACCUAUUCCUACAAUGUGACACUACACCAGCGCAUCCAUUCAGGGGAGAGGCCAUACCAGUGCUCUGUGUGUGGGAAGAGCUUUCCCAGUUCAUCCUACCUGGACCGGCACCAACGCAUUCACACAGGGGAAAAGCCAUAUCAGUGCUCUGUGUGUGGGAAGAGCUUCACCAGUUUAUCCAACCUGUGUGAGCAUCAGCGCAUCCACAGAGGGGAGAAGCCAUAUCAGUGCUUUGUGUGUGGGAAGAACUUCACCCAUUCCUCCCACAUGACACGACACCAGCGCAUCCAUACUAAGGAGAAGCCAUAUCAGUGCUCUGUGUGUGGAAAGAGCUUCACCCAGUCCUCCCACCUGGCCCAGCACCAGCGUAUCCACACAGGGGAGAAGCCAUAUCACUGCUCUGUGUGUGGGAAGAGCUUCACCCAGUCCUUCACCCUGGCCCGGCACCAACGCAUCCACACAGGGGAGAAGCCACAUCAGUGCUCUGUGUGUGGGAAGAGGUUCACCAGUUCAUCCCACCUGGCCUGUCACCAACGCAUCCACACUGGGGAGAAGCCACGUUAGUGCUCUGCGUGUGGGAAGAGGUUCACCAGUUCAUCCCACCUGGCCUGUCACCAACGCAUCCACACUGGGGAGAAGCCACAUUAGUGCUCUGCGUGUGGGAGGAGUUGCAGAGAUUCCUCUGACCUGGCCAUCCACCAGCGUAUCUGCACAGGAUAUAAGCCACAUCAGUGCUCUGACUGUAGGAAGAGCUUCACCCAGUUCUAUUUGGCCCAGAACCAGCGUAUCCAACCACAGAAAAAGUAGUGCUGAGUAUGGAAAGAGCUUGUCCCAGUCCUUCAGCCUGGCCACACACCAGUGUAUGCACACGGUGGAGAAACCACAUCAGUGCUCUGUGUGUUGGAAGAGCAUUGCCCUAUCCUACAGCCUGACUAGACACAAACAUAUUCACGCAGGUGAGAAGCCAUAUCAGUGCUAUGAGCAUGGUAACAUCAUCACCCAUUCUUCAGCCUGGCCACACACCAGCAUAUGCACACAGGGGAGUAACCACAUCAGUGCCCUUAGGGUAGGAAGACUGUCACUGUUUUGUCCCACCUUGCCCAGCACCAACGCACCCACAGAGGGGAGAAGCCGUAUCAGUGCUCUGUGUGGGAUGAGCACCAGUUCCUCCUAUUGGGCCAUCCACUGGCACAUCCAUGCAGGGGAGAAGCCAUAUCAGUGCUCUGAGUAUGGGAAGAGCUGCACCCAGUCCUCUCACCUGGACCGGCACCAACACAUCUGUGAAGAAAUCCCGCUCUGUCUGUCUCCUUGGACUAGGACAUUCCAGCCUCCCCUCUCGUUUUUAAACACUGGCUGUUUGGAUCCAUACAGGGAAGAAUCUACAUCUAUGUUGUUUGUGUGGGAAGAGCUUUACCAAUUCCUUCUACUUGGCCCUGUACCAGCGUAUCCGCAUGAGAGAAGUGCUCUGAGUGUUGAAGGAGCUUCACCAUCCUUCAGCCUGGCCACACGCAGGGGAGAAACCACAUCAGUGCCCUGAGUGUGAGAAGACCUUCACUAUUUCAUCCCACAUGGCCCGGCACAAAUGCAUCCACAGAGAGGAGAAGCCACAUCCUCUGUGUGGGAAGAGCUUUACCAGUUUCUCUGACCUGGCCAUCCCCCAGAGUAUCCACACACAAGAAAGCCACAUCAGUGCUCUGUGUAGGGGAAGAGCUUCACCUAUUCCUGCAGUCUGGUACAAUGCCAGCACAUCCAUAUGGGAGAGAAGCCAUAUUAGUGCUCUGACUGUGGGAAGAAGCUCACCCACUCCUUCAGGCUGGCCACUAUAUUCACACAGCAAAGAAGCAACAUCAUUUCUCCGAAUGUGGGAAGAGCUUCACCCAGUUCUGCAUCCUGGACACCCAUGCAUCCACACAGGGGAAAAAAGACUUUAGACCUUUGUGAAUGAGGAUAGCUUCCACAACUGCUCUCGCCUGUGUACCCACACCCAGGAGAUCCAUAAUUCUGCCAGAAGUGCAGGGAGGGCUUGUGGAUGCCUACCUGCUUGACUUUUACCAGUGGCUGCAUUCAGGGAAGCAGCCUCCUGCUGCUGGAGUGUAAAAUAGCAUCACACAGCCUUCGGGCCUUGUAGGGCACUGCAGAACCCAAAGGACCCAGUAGCUGGUCCCCAAGGUUUAAUUCGCCUGACAGUCUGUCAGGUUUUGCUUUUCAGCCUCUCCAGAAUGCUGUACCCCUGGGUGCCUGCUGCUCCCCUGCCUUUCGCCUCACUUUGUAAUGCAGUCACUGCUCAAAAGGUAGUCCUCCUAGUGCUUGGGAUUCUCGUGCUGGCUGCGGCUGUGGCUGGAUAUUUGUUGUACAUAUGUAGGCAUCUCUGCUAGAGCUGUGGGAAGCAGAGCAGUGAAGAAGGACAGACACACAGCCCUGGGGAGCCCCUGAUGCUGGUCACAACCAAUGAACACUCACUUGCCAGUCGUCAGACAGACAGAUUCAGCAUCAGCAAGGUUUUCCCAGCAGGGGUGACGGUAUGAGCAGGAAGGUGGGUGUAGGCUGGACCAUGCCUUCCCUACCAGUGCUGUUCAGACCCCACCUGCCAUGUCUGUCUGUGUGUGUCCCAAACACCUGGAUUCUGUCUGUGUAUGUAUUGCGGGUCUUUGUCAGAGGGGCACGAUGUAGGAUGAAGCCCUUGAUGUCCAGGUGUCUUGUGGGUCUCUGUUGUGAGCCAGAGCCUCUUUGUCCUGAAUAAUUAACCAAUAAUCACAGUCUGGUCCUCACCUGCCAUGCUUUGAUGCAUCUUAUAACUCAGGAGGUGUUGCUGUGUUGAAGGUUUCAUAGUUGGUAGGGUUGGAAGGGACCUGAGGAGAUCAUCUAGUCCGACCCCCUUCCGUGGCAGGAAAGAGCACUGGGGUCAAACGACCCCGGCCAGAUGUUCGUCCAGCCUCCUUUUAAG
Molecule: messenger RNA, 4177 nt
Organism: Alligator sinensis (Chinese alligator)
Lineage: Eukaryota; Metazoa; Chordata; Crocodylia; Alligatoridae
Product: zinc finger protein 383-like
Exons: 6
Coding region: 1-1797 (598 amino acids)
Biological process (GO): negative regulation of transcription by RNA polymerase II; regulation of cytokine production; regulation of immune system process
Source: RefSeq, a predicted model, not a curated record